CCACGGGCCGUGCAGCGGGCGCUGUCGCAGCUGGAGCAGAGGGCGUCGGAGCACGGCAGCAAGGCUGCUGUCAUACGUGCCCGCAUGAUGGGCAUCCGUGUGGUGGCUGGCGGUGACGGCAGCCAGGAAGAUGGCGCAGAUCCCAGCCAAGAAGGGAACUCGCCUCCCAAGCCGCGGGCAGGCGCCCUGUGGUCUCGAGCCACCGCCUACGGUACGGCAGCCGGCAAUGCUCAUGACGGAGCUGACGCUGCUUCAGGUGGAGGCGAGCCGGAGCUAAGCUCCGCAGGAGCGACAACAGCAACAGCAGUUAGCGGCACACAGGCCAGCAAGCCGUCUAUUGCCAGACGGUCGCCCGCCAUCAAGCGGGCGCUGCCCCCGACAAUUCCGUCUUCAGAGGCGACCGCGGUUACCGCUGGAGCCAUUUCCACCUGCAUGCCUGCAGAUCCCAAUAGCAUCGCAGCCUCGAGCGAGCAUGAGUCUACCCACCCGGCCAUCACCG
Astrephomene gubernaculifera is the source of this 499-nucleotide messenger RNA. The record is from the annotation of a GenBank genome assembly. Lineage: Eukaryota; Viridiplantae; Chlorophyta; Chlorophyceae; Chlamydomonadales; Astrephomenaceae.